Trematosphaeria pertusa is the source of this 557-nucleotide messenger RNA. RefSeq lists its product as uncharacterized. The transcript is spliced from 2 exons. Lineage: Eukaryota; Fungi; Ascomycota; Dothideomycetes; Pleosporales; Trematosphaeriaceae. Bases 1 to 237 code for a protein of 78 amino acids. The record is from RefSeq and is a predicted model, not a curated record.
AUGUCCGCGCCCGCGCCCCUCUUCUUCAAGCAGCCGAUCCGCUACCUCAAAUGGGCCUCCAUCAACAAGCCCGCGUACUUCUAUUCGAUUAUCAUUGGACUGGCCGGCCCGGCGAUUCUGGUGGUUGUGCCGCCGAUACGGAGGUAUUUGGGCGAUGAGAGGAGAGCGAGGAUUCCGCAGACGUAUCCGAUACCAAAGGGACCGCGACCAAGACCGAGCGGGUUCGAGGACGAAUAGGUGGGGAAUUCGGGUGCGCGGAGCGCUCCAGGGCAUGGCACGGAGACGGGACGAUAUCAUAGGGACGCGAAGUGAGGGCGAAAGAACAUGUCUAAGGAACAUGCACUUGAGAAUAGGCCAAUAAAGCCAGAGCCUUGUACUUGUACAAAGCCAAUUUCCUUUCAACCAAACGCCUUCUCAGACCCUCAGCUGAAGCCGCAGUUACCUAAUCUUCGAUCACCCGUUAAGCUUCCUGAAGUCCGACAACGCUUCAUCGAGACCCACGAAAGACCCAUGACCAGAGACGUAAAAGCCAUCAGCUAGUUAUGCCGCACCCGCUU